Molecule: messenger RNA, 1093 nt
Organism: Penaeus monodon (black tiger shrimp)
Lineage: Eukaryota; Metazoa; Arthropoda; Malacostraca; Decapoda; Penaeidae
Exons: 4
Coding region: 58-1011 (317 amino acids)
Source: RefSeq, a predicted model, not a curated record
CAAGACGCGUGAUGAAAGGCGCCCUGGGAGAGCCCUCCGCCAUUCGCAGCCACAGCCAUGAAGAAACAGGUCCUCCUUCUCGCCGUCCUGCUCGCUCACGCAGCCACAGGUUUGGGCUACACCGCCGUGUCCUCGGUGCUGGAGAAUUCAGCCUGCGACGAAUCCGUCGAGAAUUUCAUCGAUUGCUCCGCCGUCCAGGAUGUCUCCGAGGUGGCCGACGCCAUGAAGACUCUCAGCGAGGCAGGGUUUCUUGACUUCGCGGGAUUUUCGCUCAACAACAACCCCAACGUCAUCUCACUCCCUGCAGAUCUGCUCGGGGACAUGAAUUUCCUGCGCGUUGUCAUCACAAACAACAUCAACCUUGUGAGCGCGGAAGAUUUCCUGGGCGCCUCGAGGGACGUCGUGACCCAGAUUGACCUCAGUUCAUCGCAGUUAGCCUACGUUCCGCCCCUGAAGUCAUCAAGUGUGACGGAAUACACCCAGAACGCCGCGGCUUUGGAGCUCAUCUCGAAGGACGCGCUCUCCGGCAUGCCCAACCUACAGGUCCUUACUCUACAGGGCGUAGGAAACAACCAACAAGGUGUCGCCAUCGAAUUCGGCGCCUUCGCUACCCUCAAGAAGCUCGAAGUUCUUGACCUGGAGGGAAGUCGUCUCCGCAGUUUCAAUGUGACUUCGGGUGCCUUCCAGUUCGACUCCCCGGCUCUCAAGACCGUACAGCUCGGUGGCAUUUACAUGGAAAACGUCUUUCCUGGUUCCUUUGAAGGUUUCACGGCAAGCACGACUCUUACCCUUCUGGUUAACUACCCGAUCACCAUUGGAAAUUUCUUUAACGUUUUCAGCAGUGGGGCUCAAGUUGUUGUUCAAGAAGCGACCCCCUGCCACUGCAACCUCGCUUGGAUCCGCCUGAGUUCGUUCGUCAAGCAGGCAAACAUCAAGUGUGUGGUGAUGCAAGAUUUCGUCAGCUUGGCAAACAUCCCUGAGACUUAUUUCCUUAACUGCUGUAGUGCUUAGGUUGGCAAAACGGGAGGAGGUAGGUUUGAGUGAAAAGAAGAAAAAGAGACUGUAAUGUAAAAAAGAUAUAAGAUUUGAGUGA